This is a messenger RNA of Mobula hypostoma (lesser devil ray), 8181 nucleotides long. RefSeq names its product cip1-interacting zinc finger protein-like. NCBI's taxonomy places the organism in Eukaryota, Metazoa, Chordata, Chondrichthyes, Myliobatiformes, Myliobatidae. Gene Ontology annotation, molecular function: nucleic acid binding; zinc ion binding. The transcript has 15 exons. Gene Ontology annotation, cellular component: nucleus. The record is from RefSeq and is a predicted model, not a curated record. The coding region runs from base 105 to 2513 and encodes 802 amino acids.
UCUUCUGACGCAAACCAAACGUUUGUAGGUAGCGAGGGUCGACUUUCUCCGCACAACUAAAAAUAAAAUAAUUGUUAUUAAUACUAAAGGAACUGGUUUACAUUAUGUUCCCUCAGCAACAGCAGCAUUUCCAGCAGCAGUUGCUUCAGCUCCAGCAGCUUAUUCAUCAGCAGCGGCAGCAGCACCAUCGCCAUCACCAUCCACACCCACCGCCACCACAGCCAGGCCCUAACCGGGCUAUGCAGCCACAGCCACAAAAGUAUCAUCACCACCAUCUUCACCAACACCAGCAGCAUCGUCAGCAGCAGCAGCAGGAGCAACUGCCUCAGAUAAACCUACAUCCACCCAGUCAAGCUUCACUCCUUAAUCCCAAUCCUAUGCUACAACGAGCCCUGAUAAUGCAGCAGAUGCAAGGUGGUCUUCCUGGAUACAACAUGUCUACACCAGGUCUACAGCCUUUCUUUCCACCAGGAUCGCGAGCAUCAAUUCUUGGCACCCCUCCCCUUGGCAUUCAGCUGCCAGCACCUCGCAUCAGAUUUGGGAACCAACUCUUCCAACAGCAUAAUCGUGGAUUCAAAGAUAUGAAGAGAAUGCAUGAUAUGAGAAGAGAUCGUUAUUCUCCACGGGAGCCAUUCCGGCCAAAAGUGGAUUUGAAAUGGGCUGCAAAUAAAGUUAACAUGGAGCCUGGAUCAAAACAGUCAACAGGUAAUAAACAUGUUGAUGCAAGGAAGGCAGCUGAUUUUAUAUCUCUGGAAACCGAGGACUCCAUUAAAGCUGAUGAACCAGAAGUAAAAAGGAGAAGGCUUGAAAGCAAGAAUACUGAUGAUGUAAUUGAACAGUCUAAUUCUGAGGAGCCAAACACGUCAAAGAGUACAGUGAAGGAAGAUGAUUUUUCAAAAGAAACUGAUGAAUGUGAAGAGAGUAGAACUGAAAAGAUUUUGGAGCACAAUACACCAAAUACAGAGAUGCUGAGUACGAUGAGUACAUUGAAAGUAACAAUUCAGCAGAGCAGUGAGAGUAGGGCAAUCAGUACAUCUGCACCUGAUUCAGGAUCCAAGAGCAAUGAGGAUUCGAUUGAGGAGCUGGAUUCCAUGCCUUCCAAGUUCAUCUGUUACAUCUGUAAUGUCAACUGCUAUAAUCAAAAGAACUUUCAGAAACACAUGACAGGGACACGCCAUCAUCAGCGACUCUUAGAGAUUCAGCAGAUGAGUAAUGCUUGUCUGGCCACAAUAAUUCCACAGCAAGAUUCAAUGGGAAAAGGCAGAGAGAGUGACAAAAAAAGACCUCGAUGGUGCAGCACCUGUCAGGCCCACUUCAGAGGGAAUGUCAUUGAACAUCGGAGGACGCAGAGACACAAGCUUGCUAAGUACUCUCUGCGACCUUUCUGCACUGUUUGCAGCCGACAUUUCAAAACCCCCCGCAAGUUUGUGGAGCACAUGAAGUCGCCAGAGCACAAGCAGAAAGUGGAAGAGGUUAAGCUGCAGCGUAGUUCCCUGGAUAAAGAUCAAACUGGACAAGAUGAUCCAGAGGAUAUGAUCACUGUUGAUGCAGUUGGUUGCUUUGACGAAGACGAUGAAGAAGGAAUGACUGAAGAUGACAGUGGCUCUGAAUGUUUAAGUGAUGGGGAUUCUCAUCAGGCUUUCAUGUCAGAAUUUCAGACGGAGCCAUAUGAUGCAGAGACUGUAUAUGGCCAGGAAUUUGUGGUCCCUGUGACCGGUUUCCUCUGCAAGCUGUGUCACAAAUUCUACCAUUCUGAGUCCACUGCCAGAUUUACCCACUGCAAGUCACUGAUGCAUUUUCAGAACCUUCAGAGUUACAAAGUACAAAGAGCCCAAGAUUAUUUGUCAGUAUCAUAUCAAGAACCAGCAGCCUCUGUGGUGAACAACCUUCAUUCAACAGAUGAUCAAAAACCAGCAAGUGAGAAACAACCAGAGAAUGACUUAAAACCUGCCAGCGUCACCGACAAUCACCCUGAAAUGGAGGAAGCAAGUUGUGAAGCUGAAACUCCUGCGCCUUUAGGUGAUGGCAUUGUUACCCAUGUAGAUGAAGGUAACAAAGACAGUGUUCCCCCUUUGCAGAACCUCCAGCAGGAGAGCCUAGAUGACAUUGAUCAAGGUGGUUCAAUCAUUGAUGAAUUACCUGUUUCAAAGCUUGAUUGUGAAUUAACUGUCAGCCCAUGUACAAAGAACGAGGUGUCAAGCGACAGAAUGGAGGGGGAGCAAGGAAUUAGUUCUGACGUGUGUGAGUCGGGUUCCAUUGUGGGAAGUGAGGUGCUGGAUGAAGAGCAGGAUGGGAGUGAGGAGUGUGACCUGAGCUUGUCCAAAGCUGAGGAGCCCAGUGAGACUGAGGGUGAGGAAGAGCACCUGACGGAGAAGGAGUGUGAAGGGACAAGUGUCAAAAGUGAAGAGAAUGAGCUGAGUGAGGAGGGUGGGCAUCUGGAAGGCAAUGUCUCCAAAACAAGAUCUGGGAGAGUAGUGCGUGGCCGUCGUUUCUCUUCAAGACGGAAGAAGUAAAUUUAUGAUGCAUUUUUUUGUUUUUAAGGGUUAAUUAUACCACAUUGAGCUAAAUUUAAAGGCCUGCAGUUGAUAUGAUACCUCUGGCACCAUAUUAGAUAUAUGACAUGGUCAUCCAUCAUUGGUUAUAUAUUUUCUUUUCUCAGUGAGGGAAGACUCGUAUAGUGCUGAUUGAAUCUGUAACAUCUCAAUACAGUACCCAUUCAGAAGUAUUUUUCCAUCCUCUUAUGGAAAACAAAAUGGGGAUAACCGCAGUACUCUGAAGAUCUUAUUGUAUCUUAAAAAAUUGUCUUCAGUUAUUUUUUAUAUCCAAGAUAUUGCUACAUAUGUUAUAUACUGUGGCUGAAUUAUACCAUCUGAUUUAAUACUCCCCUUCACAGCUGAUGACUCAAAUUUGUGUAAACAGAAUGAUCAGUUGCUUGAGGCCCAAGCUUCCUUUCAUAUUGGCAAGCCAAUGUGGGUGGAAUUAAAUAUUGGGUCGACUGGAAUUACUUCAAAUAGGAUCCCUUUGCUUUGUGAUCACUUUAUGCAACUCUAUCGCUAAAUGCAAAGUCAAGCGUCAACCAAUUUCUCAGUACCUUGAUAACCCUGUGUUUAAACUGCAAGUGCAAAGUAGACAGCAUUGACCUUUCUGAGCCAUGUAAGUUAAUUCCUCAUUGUGUGAGUUGCUUACUUGUAUUCACUGGUCAUGAAAGUGAAAUGCAGCACACACAGACUUGCCUACCCAAGGCAGUUACGCAAUUUCUAACAAUCUGCCCUCUUUGAAGCAUUAAUGGAAUUGGGAUUCUUGAUCAUUGUCCCUGAAAAGGCUCAUUCAUAAAGUUCACUUUGCUUGUAUAUGGAACUGGAUUAAAGUUAGGCUUUCUGACAGGGAAAAUAAAUCUGUUUCCAAAGUAUCCUUUCUUGAACAGUGACAUUAAAUCACAUUUAGUUCUUAGCAUGCUAUACACUGUUCUUGAUAUUGACACUAGCAUUCAAUUUUUCAGUAACAUAAAGGAGGUUAUUUAGCCUAUCAUGCUAAUCAGUGAGAUUGUGGGUUUCUGUAAACUGACAUCAAAUAUAUUCCUAUGCCCCAUAUCAAUUAGCUCCUUCAGUGAACAAAGAAAGGUCUUGUAUUUUUGCUAUCAAAAUUAGCAAUUGAUUCCAUUGUAGAGAACUUCAAAUCUCUAUCCCUCUUGAGUGUGGAAGUUUUUCCAUCAUCAUUUGCUUUUCAUUUUAAAAUUGCCCCUUUCUCUUCACUCUCUCACUCAAUAAAUAUCUUUGAUCUUCUGUAAGACAUUAAUCAAGUCCCCUACUUUGUUUUUCCUGAAAAUUCAUUCUUAUUUUGUAAAACCAAAAGCUAGCUUUCCAUUAACUAUUAUUGGUAAUUUUCCAUGCCUGUCCAUAACAUUUUAAUGAUUUACAUCAUAGAACCUUGAGGCAGUUUCUGGUUUUUCACUGUCUUUGUGAUAUUUCUGUUAUUUGGAACAUGUUGCUUACCAGAGUUUGAACUGCAAAGAGUCGCGAUGGAUAUAUUCCCACAGUAAGGUAAUAUGAUGAAAUUCUGUGAUACUGACAGAUAAGUUUGAUAUAUUACUGCAUUUUUUUUCUCUUAUAUAUGUGGAGAUUGGCAUCUCCACUUGGAAUGAUCUCCAGCUUCAUAACCACAAACAAUCCAGCAAUUCCUCCAACACUAACCACCUCUAAUCUACUUCAUCCUACUUUACAGUGCUUUGAGACAACUGGGAGGUAGUUAAAUUGCCUCCCACUUGGCUGUCCAGUAUAUAGAUUGCACAUUUCCAGUACCAUUGGGGGGGGGGGGAGGAAGGGUGGAUAAAAGUGAAUCUGUUCUGAAAGAUUCAUAUCCUUCCCAACUCUAAUAAUAUUAUAACUAAUAGGCAGUUGCAGUCAGAAAGAUUUGUUUUUAAAUAUAGUUUAUUCAAUAUCCCUACCUUUUUUCUUCAGUUUUGUUUACAGCGGUGUCCUGAAAGUUGAUCUGAUUUGCAGAUGCUCCUUGCCUAUCCGUAAAAGUUAAUACCCUGUAUAGACAGUCCAUAGACAACCAGAUGGAGGGCUGAAUAUUGUAGUGGCUGGAAUGUGGAUGGGGAGACCUGCAUGCAUAUAGGUUAACUUUGUUUUUUAUGGUUUUCUACACAUUUCUAGUAUUCCAGUUCAAAAUGCAAAUAACUACUCUUGGAAAUAAGUUCCAGGUGUUAACUUUCUUUGCCUUUUUGUUUUGAUUGUAACUUUGUGCUACUUUAAAGGGUAAUGGUAACGUUUCAACAGGCCAAAAAAAAUAGAAAGCAGGUCUGUCAGUUGUUGAGAGAAAAUAUUAAGGUUUCAGGCAUUGGCCCUUCAACUGCAAAUGAUUUAUUUGAAAUAUCAGCCUUUUAUUCUGAAUACAAAUACCGUACAUUUGCAGGAAAGUCAUCCUUGUAAUUUAGAUUGCCCUUAAAAUGAAUUGCUUUCACAUCAGGUUCAUCCCUAGAUACAUGGGUUAAGCACUUGAAGGAAUUAGGAGCUUGCAGCUUCCUCUAUAACCAUCAACAAUUGUGCAACUCUGUUUUCCAUAUUCUGCUGACAAUGGACAUUUUCUAAUUUAAAGCUGUUUUGGACAUUUCUAUUAAGUCUUUGCCAGCUUUAUUGAGGUAAUGGGUAAGAUCAUUUCCUGAAUUAAAGGAUGGCUUACAGCCUUUCAGAUAGUGCAACUGAAGGGUGCUUUUGUUGCCCUUUUGAUUUAGUUCAGUUCACCUCACUGUCACACCCAGAGAUCAUGUUGCAUCAGUCAUUGGAAUAUGAGUCUUGUGAUAGUUUUCCCUUGUUUUUUCCCUUCUUAUGUUGCCUCCUGCCAAGAACAGCGUGGCUGACUGACAUCAGCUCUCAUUUAGAUGAUGCUAUGUUGCAAACCACUGGAAUUACUUAAUUUCUUUCAAGUGAUGACAGAUUUAUUUGUGGAGAAUUGUUCAUGCUUAUGCUGAUGAUGGGUGCUGCUAACAAUCUAGUGUAGUGGUUAGCAUGGUGCUACUACGGCUUGGGGCAUUGGAGUUUGGAAUUUAAUCCCGGCGCCCUCUGUCCCAUCCCUGUGCACUGCAUGGGUUUUCUCUAGUGCUCCACUUUCUUCCCACAGUCCAAAGAUGUACUAGUCAUUGUAAAUCAGCAGUUGCUGGACGGUGCAGCCUGAAGAGCCGAGAAGGCCUAUUCCGCGCUGUAUCUUUAAAUAAAAAUAAAUAAAACUUGCAGCGGGAAAUUUGAAUUUAGUCUUUGGGUCAUUUAACAGAAAAGAAAAUGGGUUUUGAUUUAUAUUUAGUACCACCUGGUGAGACGAGAUGCUUGUAAGUGCAGCUUCAUUUGUUGUCAUUUACACUCCCAACGACAAAAAAUGGCAAGUUGAAAAUUAGACAGCAAACCAUUGGUGGUUUUUUUUUAAAAAUCCAAUCCAUUAAACUUGCCUAACUAUUCAAAAAUCAUCCCUCCCCCCCCCCCACCUCCAGCCCCAUCAGACAAACAUUAUAUGUUCGUUCUUCUUGUGGUUAAGCUGUCUUUGGUCUGGAGAAAGGUGGAUGAUCCUCACUUUCCUGACAAUUCAAUGUUAAAUAUUGGAAAACUAAGCUAGUAGCAGUUAAGUCAAAUGAGGAAGGAUCAUGAAAUUGAUUUUAUAAAUGAGUAAAUAUGUUGAGUAAUUUGACAUCCUGAGAAUAAGGAGGUAUUAUCUGCCAUUUAUAUAUGUUUACUCACUUGCUCCUUGAUGUUCUGUAUUGCCCAGGUUUGAGAUUAGAAACUUGGGAUGAAUACCCUAAAUUGUUCUUUGACAGAUUGAUGUUCAUUUAAUUCAUAAGUAAUCUUUUCCUUCAACAGCAUUGUCCAUGCAUCUUUCCCCAUUUCUCAAUUUUAAUGGCCAAAAAUUUGCUGAACACCUUAUUUUCCAAUGUCAGAUCUGGUACAGCAGUGGAAACGAUAUGAGUCAUCUGCACCUUUCCUCAUUCCCUGUCAUGCACUGUUGAACUUGAACACCCCCUGGUCAGCCAGUCCGCAAGAAUAUUGUCAAUAUUAAACCGGUCUGCGGUGCAAAAAAGCUUGGGGACCCCUGUGUACAGAAUAUCAGAAUUAGAAUCUGCAUUUUACACUGAAGUCAGAAUUUGUCUUUGGGUCUCCUUAGUACAGUUUUCCACAUCAUUCAGAUAGCACUCCAUAUUGGGUCAUAAUCAGUCUUGCGAUAUCUUUGAUGUUAGUUCUCAAGUUGUGCAAAAUAAAGGUUAUUUUGAAUGGGUCCAAUCCAGGUUCACAUUUUCCUGAACACUGAUCUCUACAGUAAAAAAAAGACUUGCCAAUCCCAUUGUUCUGGACCCUCCUAGACAGACACCUUGAAUUGGUCAAAGGGAAAGUGUUUUUGAUUGUUACUGCUUUUAACCCAUAUCCUACAAUCUAAAUAUUAGCUACUGCUUAUCCAACUACAAUUUAAGGUUGCAGAGCCAAAUAAUGAAUGUAUUUUAACAUCAUUGCUUUGUAUUUGUUUAUUUCAUAGUUUAUGAUCAAAUUUGAGCAGGUGCAUUAUCUUGCACUGCCCUCACUCCAGCAUUGAGGUGCCCCACUUAGAAAGGAAAAAUCAAACUUUAUUCUCUGAAGUGAAAAUCUAGUGAAUAAAUGUAUUUAAUAAUUUGUGGGUUUAUUUUAUAUUCCUUCCAUUUUUCAUGGACCAAAUGAUUUAAGCCCACCUAUUGAUGGAGUGAAUAUUUUCAGAUGAGCCAUGAAGUUUUCUGUUUGAUCUUUAUUCUAAUUCUUGGGUGACAGAUUUAAACAAUAAGGAUAAGAUCUUUGGCUCGUGAACAUCUACUUGUGUAACAGUAUAACUGAAGAAUGGCAAAUAUAAAAAAAAGUGAAAAGUGAUCUUUUUGCCCACAACUGGGACUUGUUUCCCAGUCACAUAGUACAUCUCAAAAUGAAAUUCUGUGAACUGCUUUUCCCAUUUACUAUCAUUUUCUCUGGGUGAAAGAAACACUGCAGACUAGCAGAUGAAUAUCCCUUGUCAUGUGUGCACCCUUGAAUGAGAUGAUCUGUAAAAUACCAAAUUGAUAGUUAUUUUUUAAUGUUUAAAUCCUCUAGAAAUGUGAUAUUUGAUAUGUAGCAAAUAAAAUUUGGAUGGCCAUUAUUUAGAAUAAUGGCACAUUAAAAGUAAUUUUAUGAGGUAGUAUUCCCUUUAAUGUUGAAUUUCUUCUAUUAAUAAUAUUGCUGUUUGUGAGUACUGUCAUUUUUGUUAGUGAAAAUGCUGUUUUGAGUGUAGUUUGAAAACCAUGUUUAUGUUGGUGGUUAAAUAGCCUGCACUUGGGUUUCAGGAAUAAAGUUUCAGGAAAAAAAUCAUCAGGCAUAUCUGUUUCAGAUGGUAUUUUAAAUACGUGGCACUUUUGGUUUACUCUCUUAAACCCCUUGACUUCAGUUUAGAUUUUGUGCGUGACUGCACCAAAACACAAUAGUUACAGCCAGAUUUCACAUACCUGUGGGUGGGAUUUCUUUAUUAAUCUCUUCUGAUUAGUAAUCUGCAGUCCUCACUGACAGGAAGCAGGAAGCCCAGGAGCUGCUAAUCAUCCUGAAGAGGAUGCUAGAGAAACACUGAACUAACACCCAGAAUAUAAGUACAUGUUAUAUAUGGUGUCAUUAGCUCAUUAGUUCCUCUCUAGGGAAGGAAGUUAAUUUU